This is a messenger RNA of Oryza brachyantha (malo sina), 2024 nucleotides long. Its product is annotated as MLO protein homolog 1-like. Gene Ontology annotation, biological process: defense response. The transcript has 14 exons. Lineage: Eukaryota; Viridiplantae; Streptophyta; Magnoliopsida; Poales; Poaceae. The record is from RefSeq and is a predicted model, not a curated record. The coding region runs from base 1 to 1662 and encodes 553 amino acids. Gene Ontology annotation, cellular component: membrane.
AUGGCAGGCGGCAGCUCGGGGGGGCGGGAGCUGCCGGAGACGCCGACGUGGGCGGUGGCCGUCGUCUGCGCCGUCAUCGUGCUCGUCUCCGUCGCCAUGGAGCACGGCCUCCACAAGCUCACGCAUUGGUUCCGUCGGCGGCAGAAGAAGGCCAUGGGCGACGCUCUCGAGAAGAUCAAAGCAGAAUUGAUGCUGAUGGGCUUCAUAUCCCUGCUCAUCACGGUGGCGCAAACGCCCAUCUCCAAGAUAUGCAUCCCAAAGUCGGCUGCCAACAUCCUGCUGCCCUGCAAGGCAGGUCAUGAAGCCGUCGAAAAAGAAUCCACUGUUCGCCGCUCCUUGGCCGGCGACGCCGGCGGCAGCGGCAGCGACGGCGGGGACUACUGCUCCAGGCAUCAUAACAAGGUGGCUCUCAUGUCGACGAGCAGCAUGAACCAGCUGCACAUAUUCAUCUUUGUGCUCGCCGUGUUCCAUGUCACGUACUGCGUCAUCACGAUGGGUUUAGGGCGUCUCAAGAUGAAGAAAUGGAAGAAAUGGGAGUCAGAGACGAACUCUUUGGAGUAUCAGUUUGAGAACGAUCCUUUACGAUUCCGGUUCACGCAUCAGACAUCGUUCGUGAAGCGUCAUCUGGGAUCAUUCUCAAGCACUCCUGGCCUCAGAUGGAUUGUAGCAUUCUUCAGGCAGUUCUUUGGAUCAGUCACCAAGGUGGACUACCUGACAAUGAGGCAAGGCUUCAUCAAUGCGCAUUUGUCGCAAAACAGCAAGUUCGACUUCCACAAAUACAUCAAAAGGUCUUUGGAGGACGACUUCAAAGUUGUCGUUGGCAUCAGCCUCCCAUUGUGGUUUGUCGCAAUCCUUGUACUCUUCCUCGAUAUCCGCGGACUUGGCACACUGAUCUGGAUCUCUUUUAUUCCUCUCAUCAUCGUCUUGCUGGUUGGGACCAAGCUGGAGAUGGUGAUCAUGGAGAUGGCCCAGGAGAUACAGGACAGGGCGACUGUGAUCCAGGGAGCUCCUGUGGUUGAGCCGAGCAACAAGUACUUCUGGUUCAACCGCCCUGACUGGGUCUUGUUCUUCAUACACUUGACACUGUUCCACAACGCGUUUCAGAUGGCGCAUUUCGUAUGGACUAUGGCAACCCCAGGGCUGAGGAAGUGCUUUCACGAAAAGAUUGCCCUGAGCAUGGUGGAGGUCGUAGUGGGGGUCUCACUCCAGGUGCUCUGCAGCUACAUCACCUUCCCGCUCUACGCACUCGUCACGCAGAUGGGGUCAAACAUGAAGAAGACAAUCUUCAAGGAGCAGACGAUGAGGGCGCUGAUGAAGUGGCGCGACACGGCGAGGGAGAGGACCAAGCUCCGGGACGCGGACGCGCUGUUCCUGGCGCGGAUGAGCGUCGACACGACGCCGACGCCCAGCCGCGGGGCGUCGCCGGUGCACCUGCUGCACGGUCGUCACAGGGCGGCGCCGAGGUCGGACGACCCGCCGAGCACGACCGGGGCCGCCUCGCCGGAGGAGGCGGAGGAGGACAUGUACCCGGUGCCGGUGGCGGCGCAUGCGUCUCGCCGGCGAGACCAGCCGGACAGGUGGAAGGCGGCGGCGGCGUCGUCGUCGUCGGCUGUCCAAGUCGGCAUCGCCGAUUCUGACUUUUCCUUCAGUGCAGAACGGUGAUGGGACAACGGGCAAAACAUUAUAGGUGUUAAAAUGUGGGGAGUUAUAAUUAACAAAACUAUAAUGGUAGCCUUGUAAUUUUCUUUUUAUUUUAUUUAUUUUAUUUUUACUUUUAUUUAUUUUAUGGUUUGAUUGGUUGCGCUAGGGAUUAGAUCAGUAGCACUUCGUAGUCGGACGACUGGGCAUCAGACGUCCGAUCUAAUGUUAAGACUAAAGUGGGUGGUCAAAAUGUUGCAGUUAACCAUUACCGAAAGAUCGAGGUAUAGUUUGUGAAUUGUGAAGGGAAAAUGUAAUCGUUGAAACAUUCGUAGCAAUAAAAUGUCUAUUAAAACAUCUCGCCCUCGCGCAUGAAACAGAGAAUU